AUGACGCACUCGGCCACACGCCUUAUCGCACUACGCUCGUUGUUCUUAUCUAUAGUCUCACUGGCGACCCAUAUCCACGGCUAUCCAACGACACCUCCCUCCAUUGCUGAAGUGUCCACCGAAGCACCCAAUGUCGAUUACGGAUCGCCAGAAUUCUAUGAACGCGUGGUCGCCAUUAGCGUGCUGGUAGUGCUUGGUGGUGUCUUUGCUGGACUCACCCUUGGGUUGAUGGGUCUGGAUGAAACCAACUUGCAUGUCCUGAUUGCUUCGGGUACACCGGCUGAAAGAAAGAAUGCUGAAAAGGUGCUCGCGUUACUGGAUCGAGGCAAGCAUUGGGUCCUGGUGACCUUGUUGCUAUCCAACGUCGUCGUGAACGAAACAUUGCCCAUUAUCUUGGAUGGUGUCCUUGGUGGAGGAUGGAAAGCCAUUGUCAUAUCAACAGCUCUCAUUGUUAUUUUCGGCGAGGUCAUUCCUCAAUCCAUUUGUGUUCGUUAUGGUUUGGCCAUUGGAGCAAAAACCGCCCCCAUGGUCUUGGUGCUCAUGUAUAUCAUGUAUCCUGUCGCUUAUCCCACCGCUCUUUUGUUGGAUUACUUUCUUGGUGAAUCCCAUGGCACAGUAUAUAAGAAAGCUGGCCUCAAAACGCUGGUAUCGCUUCAUCAAGCUGUCAACCCAUCCGAUGUGGAAGCCCUUACUCCAGAUGAAGUAACGAUUAUUGGCGCUGUACUUGAUUUGCGUUCAAAAAGUGUAUCCCAGGUGAUGACACCAAUUGCAAACGUGUUUACACUUUCUACGGAUGAUACCCUGGAUGAGGCGUUGGUGGAUAUGAUUUUGUAUGCUGGCUAUUCUCGAAUACCUGUACACCAUCCCAAUGACAAGAACAACUUUGUUGGCAUGCUCUUGACAAAACGACUCAUCACCUAUGAUCCUGAAGACGCCUUGCCAGUGUCUCACCUUCAAGUCAGCACUCUUCCUGAAACUGGGCCUGAUACCAGCUGCCUUGAUAUUCUCAAUUUCUUCCAAGAAGGAAAAAGCCAUAUGGCACUUGUUUCAAAUGAUCCUGGAGGAACAAGCGGUGCAUUGGGAGUAAUUACAUUAGAGGAUGUCAUUGAAGAGCUCAUUGGCGAGGAAAUCAUUGAUGAAACGGAUGUAUAUGUGGAUGUUCGCAACAAGAUUCGUGUUGUACGCAAACAAGUACCCAACAGCAAGAGAUCAGCACGACUUCAUGCAAGGUUACAAGCACGAAAACGAGGCUCUGCGCCCGCCACACCCAAAGAAGGUCUCAAGAGAUCAGAGUCAACCCAAUCCAUGUCACAAUCCACAAGGUUCACAGAGCCGUAUCAAAAGAAUUAUGGAUCCAUUAUCACGAGUGGUAGAUUAUCCACUUCACCCAAUACUGCUCAUGAGACAACAUCCAUUGAGCAUCCACCUUCGCACCCACACCAUCAUCAUCAAGGCUAG
Molecule: messenger RNA, 1458 nt
Organism: Lichtheimia ornata
Lineage: Eukaryota; Fungi; Mucoromycota; Mucoromycetes; Mucorales; Lichtheimiaceae
Exons: 9
Coding region: 1-1458 (485 amino acids)
Biological process (GO): magnesium ion homeostasis
Cellular component (GO): intracellular membrane-bounded organelle
Source: RefSeq, a predicted model, not a curated record